Messenger RNA from Akanthomyces muscarius, 870 nucleotides. RefSeq lists its product as uncharacterized. The coding region runs from base 1 to 870 and encodes 289 amino acids. The record is from RefSeq and is a predicted model, not a curated record. NCBI's taxonomy places the organism in Eukaryota, Fungi, Ascomycota, Sordariomycetes, Hypocreales, Cordycipitaceae. The transcript has 4 exons.
AUGCUAGGCGGCUCCGGCAACGUGGGCUUCGUGACGCGGAUUGACCACAUCGCCAUCCCGGGCACCCAGCUCUGGGGUGGCUUCACCCAGUACGACCUCGACACACGCGAUGACGUCUUCAACGCGUACCUCGAUUUUGUCGACAACACCGAGGACAACUCGCCAGACCAAAACAUAGUUGCCCUGUUCUGGGACAACAAGGAUGGCUUUGCGCUCCGCUCCAUCCUCACCAAUGCCAACGGCGAGGCGAACCGCACUGCUUUCAAGGAGUAUCUAUCCAUCCCCAACAUUGGCAGCACCUUGACAUCUGGUCCGGAGAAGGACAUAAUUCCACAGUUCACCGGCCCUACACCUCUCGGUCGAUACGCCAACUGGUUUACCGGCACGGCCACGCACAGUUUCGACUCCCUCGCCGCCAUCGACGAGCUGCACCACGCGCUCAUCCCCAAAAUGCAGGCGGCCGCGCUCAACGCCACGUUUAGCACCCUCAUAGAGCUGCAGCCGCUGACGCCGUCCAUGGUCCGGCACGCGGCCCCGCGGGGCGGCAACGUGCUCGGCCUGGAGUCGGUCAUCGCGGACGGCCCUAAGCUCAACUGGCUCUUUUCAUUGACCGUCGACACCGAGGCGCACCAAGAGGCCCUGCUGCCGCUGGCGCAGGAGUUUGUGCACGCUGUGAACAAGAAGCAGCGUGACAUGGGCACGUAUAUCCCCUGGAUCUACCUCAACUAUGCGUGGCGCGACGAGGAGCCGUACCCGCACUACGGCGUCGAGAACACGGCGCUGCUUGCUGCCGUUUCGGCGGCGUAUGACCCGAUGGGCGUCUUUCAGAAGCUGCGCAAGACCGGCUUCAAGCUGAGUGGGCACCACUGA